UUGUUCACUGCUCAUCAAUUUAGGGUUAUGGUUCAAAACUAUUGGCAUCAGCAUCCCCCAACAUUCUGCGUCUUCCCUACCAUUAGGAUUAGGGUUGGGGUUUCAAAUUGUGGUCUCUGCUAGAAUGGGGAGGAGACAGAAGCCUAAAGCAAAGAUAGAUCACCAAGAAGGUGAAGAAGGAGCGAAUUCUUCAAGGUCCGUCAUCUACCUGAGCAGCAGCGACGAUGAAGAAGCCAACGAAGAUCUGAGCUUGAAAAUCGUGGAGAAAGCUAUGAAGAGAGCGUCCAAGAGGAAUCACAACGAUGCCGUUUUGGCUAGUCGCAGUGCUGUGAUCGAUCUGGGUUCCUCGCCUUCGGAAGAGGCCGAAGUGAUCACAGAUAGGAGCGGGCCCACCACGGACGAUGAUGCGGAGGUGAAGAGUAAGAAGAAGAAAAGUAGGAAGGAGAAGAGGGCGAACAAGAACAUAGAAAAUCAGGAGAAAACUGAUGAAAUUUUGAUGGAGGAAAAGAAGGGAGAGUCGGAUAAAGCAUUAGAGAUACUUAAAAUGGUGGAACCAAAUCCUGUUGAGGGUAGCGACAAUAUUGUCCUUCGGAAGCUUCUUCGAGGGCCAAGAUAUUUUGAUCCUCCAGAUAGUGGCUGGGGAGCAUGCUAUAAUUGUGGUGAAGAAGGUCAUAAUGCAGUGAAUUGUGCAUCUGUUAAGCGGAAAAAGCCGUGCUUUGUUUGUGGGAGUUUGGAGCAUAAUGCAAAGCAGUGCAUGAAGGGGCAAGAUUGUUUUAUUUGCAAAAAAGGAGGCCACCGAGCAAAAGAUUGUCCUGAGAAGCACAGAAGUGGUUCACAAAAUUCUAAAAUAUGUUUAAAAUGUGGAGAUUCUAGGCAUGAUAUGUUUUCAUGCAGGAAUGAUUAUUCUCCUGAAGAUCUCAAGGAAAUACAAUGUUACAUUUGCAAGAGUUUUGGUCAUCUAUGUUGUGUCAACUAUGUUGAUACUGGUCCAAUAGAACCUUCUUGCUAUAAAUGUGGUCAGUUGGGCCAUACUGGUUUGGCAUGUGCAAGGUUAAAUGCAGAGACCGCUGAUGUGCAGACACCCAGUUCAUGCUAUAGAUGUGGCGAACAAGGUCACUUCGCUCGUGAAUGCAAAAGUUCCACUAAGGUUAGCAAGAGAAAUUCUGAAGUAUCUACACAAAGUCGGAGAUUUCUUAAAGAAGAUAAGGACAAGUUAGGAUUCAAGUCUGCACCAAAAGAUCUUGGUAUGGGUCGUAAAAGGAAAAAGCCCUGGUACGAAGAAAGGGGAAAUAUCACUCCGCGUAAACCAAAACAAAGAGGUGGCUGGAUUACAGAGGAUCCAGGAGAUUCCCCUAGGAAAGCCAAAGUGAAGAGUUGGAGAUCUCCUGCAACACCAACAAAUAAGAAUCACAAGAGACCUAUGUUAACUGCUGGUCAUUACACAAGUUCGCAGUCUUCUAAAAAUACCCAGAAGUUCUAUUCUAGAAAUUCAACUUGGCAAGGAUCAGCAAAUGCUUCUCAGCAUAGAUUUUCUGCGUCAAGGUUUGGCAGCUCUAGCAGUGAUGCUGUGAGGAGACAUUAUGAUUGGUGGUAGGGAUUUAUUUUAUGUGUAGACUUGGAAGGCAAUGACUGCAAAAGGAAAAUGAUGUGGGUGUGUCACACCUCUUAUGACCUUAGAUUCAAAGUUGCAGUUUUCCUUGUGCACUAGUGAGGGCAAGGUUCCUUGUAUUUUCUCCGUGUUCUUGUUGAUGUACAUUAUUGAUGGAAGAAAUCAUUAUUUGAGGAUUUAUAGCAUUCUUCAUCAAAUGGUUUAGCUUUCUUCAGAAGUGGUUAUUCCUGGUUAAUUAUUUUGGUUUUUGUUUAUCUUGAUAACCUUACAUUUUAGUUGGUUUUCCAUAAAUUUCUUUACCUCUGAAGUUGGCCAAGGACUAACAUAGGUUUUCCCCUCAGUUUCAUGUGUAAUACUGACAUGGCAAUGUAUCUCAAACUGUCAAUGGAAAAAUGUUGGUGCAUGGUUCUCAUUCUUGGAGAUCAAAAUUUUGGAUGUCCAAAAGUGAUUAAAUGAUUCCAUUCAUUCACAUGGAAACUAAAAGAUCCAUUUUUUUUU
Molecule: messenger RNA, 2107 nt
Organism: Vitis riparia (riverbank grape)
Lineage: Eukaryota; Viridiplantae; Streptophyta; Magnoliopsida; Vitales; Vitaceae
Product: zinc finger CCHC domain-containing protein 7-like
Exons: 8
Coding region: 125-1594 (489 amino acids)
Molecular function (GO): zinc ion binding; nucleic acid binding
Source: RefSeq, a predicted model, not a curated record